AUGGAUGGCAAUGAUGCUUCCGCCGCCACGUCUUCAGUAACACCACGUCCGGGGACUCCCUUUGUCGCCGAACUACCGAUUAUUCAUAGCCCAUCGUUACCGGCAGUCAUACACAGCUCAGGCCCUAGGCUGUCCGUCCUCCAGUCGUUCAGGCUUAGCAAGUUAUACCGCAAUCGGUUCCUAUCGCCUACAGAAGUAUCCUGCCAUACCGACCACUCCACAGCGCAGAUGGAGUCGCAAAUUCAAUAUGACGACAAGAGCCUAAUAAUCGAAAUACUGUCACCCGUUCUCGACGACCUGAAGGAACUGAAGGCGUUGACACCCGAGAGUCUACAGGACCACAAUCAGACCCUCAACAACGAGACGCAUGCUCAGGCUCUUAAGCAGAAGCUGCUACCGAUACGCCAGCUUAUCGUGGACUGCCUCGAAACAGUCCCACUGGACCGCCGGGGUGCGUUGGAGGGAGCUAUAUGCCAUCACAUCGCCGACAAUUACUGGCCGCUGCCUGUCAACUUCUUCACCCAUCUGAAGAUCCAGGAGAAAUACCGCAAUGCGCUCUUCAGGUUGGCGCAGCGCACACCUGCCGGAGCCAUCGAGCCGCAUCCCAACAAGGACUCUCAGCAGCCUCAAGCACCAGCUAUCGAGCCUGAUCCGCCCCACCCGUCGCUGGAACCGAGGGAUGAUUCGGAUACCACUGCACCAUUUCCCGGAUCGUCCGUUCAGCAGCUACAAUCAUCAGUCGUUCAGGCCGCUCCGGGCUCUGGGGACUUUCUAGAUCUAAACUUUUACGAGUUGAGAGCAGAGGCUAUUGAAGAGGCCGAUGCGAGGGACUUGGACAACGUAUAG
Molecule: messenger RNA, 846 nt
Organism: Alternaria arbusti
Lineage: Eukaryota; Fungi; Ascomycota; Dothideomycetes; Pleosporales; Pleosporaceae
Exons: 1
Coding region: 1-846 (281 amino acids)
Source: RefSeq, a predicted model, not a curated record